Seriola dumerili (greater amberjack) is the source of this 1692-nucleotide messenger RNA. RefSeq names its product dematin-like (gene dmtn). Lineage: Eukaryota; Metazoa; Chordata; Actinopteri; Carangiformes; Carangidae. Gene Ontology annotation, biological process: cytoskeleton organization; lamellipodium assembly; actin filament bundle assembly. The transcript has 17 exons. The record is from RefSeq and is a predicted model, not a curated record. The coding region runs from base 487 to 1623 and encodes 378 amino acids. Gene Ontology annotation, cellular component: plasma membrane; actin cytoskeleton. Gene Ontology annotation, molecular function: actin filament binding.
UAUUAAAUGAACAAUAUAAGAUGUUUCUAUGGUCGUUGCAUAAUAACACCGCCCUCUUGGUUUUGGUGCAGCACUCGUUUCAGUUGCAGGAGGAUCUUGAUCAUGUUUCUUGGAGGCAGACAUUAUGCAAUGUCAUAACACAGCGGUGAUUGUUCCCCUGCACAUCGUGGAGUGUCCCGCUGGAGCAACAGGAAAACAUCCCCCUCCUCCUCCUCCUGCAGGGUCACAGCAGCCCCCAGCCCGGGCUUUAAAACCAAGCUGCAGCCAGAUCUCAUAGCACCUCCUCCUCCUCCUCCGUCCUCUUCCUCUUCCACCCUCCCACCUCUACCCGUCCUCCUCCCCUCCCUCCGUCCUCUUCAGCCGAGGAGCGUCACCGUCGGUCUCCUGGAUGCGUCCAGCCGGAUCUCGCCCUCCUUGCUCACUGUGAUUUAUUCUGCGCUGUUUGGAGCUGGUUAAAACCAAACAGAGGAAGGUUUCUCUCCAGCCAUGCAGAAGGUGGAAGGACGGGUAACUCCGGUCAACCUGCCUUCUUCCAGGGGCCCGAGCGCCCCGGGGUCUCCUGCCACGGGCAUCAUGGCCCGAGUGAACGACCAGGUGGUGGGCUACAGAGACCUGGCAGCUCUGCCCAGAGAUAAAGCCAUCCUGCAGGUGGAGAGACCAGACCUGAUGACCUACCAACCACACCUGACCUUCUCCCCGCUCGACCCGCCGCGCAGAGAGCGAUCUCUCUCUCCUCCCUCCACAUCUCCCACCAUGUCUCCUGAGGUGAAGGGACGCAGAGCAGAGAGUGACAGUGGUUCUCCUGGAGGAUCAACGCUGCAGCUCAACGCUGGACGCAAGAUCAGCACCAGCCUGCAGCAUUUCCACAGACCAGAUAAUGGAACCAACAUCUACAGGAAACCUCCCAACUACAAACAGGAUGGUAAACAUGUGGAGGGCAGCGGAGUCAUCCAGUCCGCAAAGUUUCCUGCAGCUCAGCCUCCGGAUCCCAACCAGCCCUCCAAGAUAGAGACGGAGUACUGGCCCUGCCCCCCCUCGCUGGCAGCCAUGGAGAUCGAGUGGAGGAAGAAGAAGGAGCUGCCGGAGGAAGAUGAGUUUGAGGACCUGACAGAAGAGGCCAAGACGCUGCAGGAGCAGGAGCUGGAGAAGAUCAAGUCCAACCUGGGCCGUCUGAUCCUGAAGGAGGAGAAAGAGAAAGCCGUUUAUCGGAGGAAGACACAGUCGCUGCCCGACAGAACACACAUGCACACCAGUUUGUCAGCGAGUGCAUCAAAGUCUCCUUCACGUUCAGGCUCAGGCUUGACCAGAAUGCAGUCUGCAGAGUUCUCCACAGACGGAGACAAAGGACCAUCAGCUGCUCAGAACGGAGAAGCUCGCAGGGAGAGGAUGGACAGAGGAAACUCUCUGCCGAGCAUCCUGGAGCAGAAGGUCUAUCCCUAUGAAGCGCUGGUUGUGACCCACAGAGGGCGCUGUAAGCUGCCGCCAGGAGUGGACCGCACUCGACUGGAGAGACACCUGGAUCCCGAGCAGUUCGAGCAGGUGUUCGGGAUGCCGAUGGCCGAGUUCGACCGCCUCUCUUUAUGGAAACGAAAUGAACUGAAGAAGAAAGCCUCACUUUUCUAACAGGAAGUGACAUCGUCCCCGACUAAUACUUGACGAAGCACCUGCUUUGAAAGGAGGAGGAGGAGGAGG